AUGUCCUCUACCACUGUUCUACUUGACCAAAAUCUAUUCACUCUUUCUUAUGAUAGUCUUUCAGACGUGGAGAAGACCCGGAUGAGCUAUCUCCGAGCUCGAAGCAUCACAAGAUACUAUGGCUUCGCGCCAAACGAUAUUCUACACCUAACACCCAAGUUCUGGGCCUUUCACCGUGAUGAUAUUUGCGCUUUUGAUAUUUCCGCGUUCUCACUCAUCACCAUCCAAUGCAACCUCGUCGCCGGUAGCUUGGCUGCCUAUUCCGAGUACCAGGAUCUUGUCAAGCGUGUGCUGAGCUUUGACGUUCAAGGGCAGUAUAUGCUCACCGAGCUAGGCCAUGGCCUCGAUGCCAAGCAUAUAGAGACGACAGCAACCUUGUUGUCAGACGGUAGUUUCGAUCUACACACUCCUCACUUGCACGCGGCCAAGUAA
Molecule: messenger RNA, 432 nt
Organism: Aspergillus aculeatinus CBS 121060
Lineage: Eukaryota; Fungi; Ascomycota; Eurotiomycetes; Eurotiales; Aspergillaceae
Exons: 3
Coding region: 1-432 (143 amino acids)
Molecular function (GO): oxidoreductase activity, acting on the CH-CH group of donors
Source: RefSeq, a predicted model, not a curated record